CAUUUUACCAGUAGUUCAUGUACUGCGCAACAAUACGAUUUGUCAUAAACAGCUCAAUGAGCGAGGUGAAUUCUUAUAUUUUUUAGAUUUUUUUAUAGCUCCAAUUUACAGUCCUAGACACUGAAAUGUCUACUGGAAGACUAAUCGGAACAGCCGCCAUUGUUACCGGCGGUGGUAGCGGAAUUGGGAGAGCAAUCUGUCAAAAAUUUGCAAAGGAAGGAGCAAGUGUUGCAAUCCUUGACAUAAACUCUGAAAGUAUUACUCGAACACUAAAUGAAUUGCCGAGUAAUCGUGCAAAUAAACACUGUGCUAUCAAGAUUGAUGUAUCGUCAUCUGAACAAGUAAAAAAUUCACUUAUGUUAGCGGAGGAAAAACUAGGAAUGAGGAGCACUAUUCUCGUGAACAGCGCUGGAAUUGCCAAAUUGAAAGCAUUUUCGAAAGUUGAUGAUGCCACUUUUGAUAACAUCCUUAACGUCAAUCUGAGAGGCACUUUUCUGAUGACUAAAGAAUUUUUAAAGAUGACGUCAAAGUAUACUUCAAGUGGGAACGAUAUACUUGGCUCUGUAAUCAACAUAUCUAGCAUUGCCGGUAAGAUGGGUUCCGCUGGCCAAGGUCCGUAUUGUGCAUCCAAAUUUGGUGUUAUUGGUUUAACAAAAACUGUCGCGGUCGAGUUUCCAAAACACAAGGUCCGCUGCAACGCUGUUUUGCCCGGCAUGACUGACACACCGAUACUCGAUGGCGUUCCAAAAUAUGUUCAAGAAGCCCAUUUGAAACAGAUUCCUAUGCAAAGAUUCGGACAUCCGGAUGAAGUCGCAAAUGUUUGUUUGUUUUUGGCAUCUGAUGAAAGUUCCUAUGUUAACGGCGCUUGUUUAGAAGUUUCUGGUGGAUACGGAUGUUGAAUAAAGAAAUUCUAAUUUUUGUUUGUCAUAUACAUGUUUAGUAUAAUGUAUAUGAUUUUACAACGUUAUAUUUUACAAACUGUCAGAAUAGCAUAAAUUAUGGAAUUCGAAAGUUUUACCAAUUGCUUAUUCGUACUUCCCGAAAGUUAGUGCAGUCGCAUUCUAGUUGAUUUUAGUUAAAAUUCAAUGUGUAAAAUAACCCAGAUUAAAGAUUUCCAUGAAAUUAUAUUUUAUACAUAAAUAUAUAAUAAAAACAUAUAAAUAUAUAUAUAUAAAAAAAUAGAUAUAUAACUAUAUUUCCAUGGAAAUAUAUUGAACGCUAAAGUAAAACACCAACUGACACAAACUUAUUUGGUAAAUCAAAGAAAUUACCAGAUAAUGUUAACGAAGAGAAUAUUCACAAAAAUUGCCCUGGUUCUGUAUGGCUCUGGUAUGACCGUCUCUGCCGUAAGCUAUUACAGAUAAUGCUCCUGAAGUCACGAACCCAUUGUUCAUCAUAAAGGUCUUUUUAUUUAACCUUAAUUUUGAGCCCUGAUCUGAGUUAAACCUCCGAGCGCGUGUUGCAAUAUUUAUUAUCUUAAGAUGUCUCUUAAAAAGUUACUCUUGAUAUCUAUAUGAGACUUAUAUAUUUAUUCAGGGCGGGGAAAAACAAAUCAUAUAUGGUAAUCCGAAUUUUUGAUUACUGGCAAUAAAUUAAAACUCAUCAGAA
Molecule: messenger RNA, 1608 nt
Organism: Styela clava
Lineage: Eukaryota; Metazoa; Chordata; Ascidiacea; Stolidobranchia; Styelidae
Source: RefSeq, a predicted model, not a curated record